Australozyma saopauloensis is the source of this 1857-nucleotide messenger RNA. RefSeq names its product Vps52p (gene VPS52). The record is from RefSeq and is a predicted model, not a curated record. NCBI's taxonomy places the organism in Eukaryota, Fungi, Ascomycota, Pichiomycetes, Serinales, Metschnikowiaceae. Gene Ontology annotation, cellular component: GARP complex. Gene Ontology annotation, biological process: retrograde transport, endosome to Golgi; endocytic recycling; Golgi to vacuole transport. Gene Ontology annotation, molecular function: syntaxin binding. The coding region runs from base 1 to 1857 and encodes 618 amino acids. The transcript has a single exon.
AUGAGCUUAUCGUACCUCCAAUCGCUUCUUCCCCUCGAAAACCUGGAACCAUACACAUCAGAAUCGGAAGACGUUUUCGGCAACCUCUCCGACGCAGACUUGGGCGUCCUCACGGCACGUUUCCAGACGUUCCAGGACCUGCUUCCGCCGCUCAAAGCGAAACUCCAGCCUGUCGGCGACUUUCUCCACGAGUUCAAUGCCAGCGUGGGCCAGUUGUCCCAGUCGCUCGCGGCUCUCCAGGCCCAAUCGCAGGACUUGUCGCUGAAUGUAGACUACCAGCGGAACAUCGUAGAGAGACUCAAUCCGAUCUUGUUGGAUCUCAUGAUCCCCCCCUCGGUGGCUGUUUCCAUUGCCAGUGAUCCUGUCGAUGAGAAAUGGAUCGAGAACAUCCGCUUCAUCUCCGAGAAACAGCAGCUCAUCCUGAAAAUUAACCGAGACUCAUCUUUCGAGCAGUACAAAAACACAAAGGCGCUCGAAGACUUGACAAGAGGCUUGGCCAUCAUCGAAGACAAAGCGGUCGAGCGGGUCCGUGACCAUCUCAUCAAACAAAUCCGCCAGCUACGCCUGUCCGUCAAGACAUCGUCCCAGGUGAUCCAGGAGAGACUUCUGCGAGUAAAAGAGGCCUUUUCCUUCCUCAAGAUGCGCCAGCCACAGUUGGCAAACCAGCUACAAUUGGCCUACAUCUACACCAUGAAAUGGUACUACACUGCUCGCUUCUCGAAGUACUUGUACUCUCUACAAAAGCUCAAGCUCAAAAAUAUCGAUCUGCUGUUUGUUUUGGGCGGCUCAAAUGACCAUUCAGACGCAAAACCGGGGCUCUUUGGCUUCAUGGACACAGGCACCGUUUCCCCUUCCGGAGCUGCUUCCAGGAUCUCUCUUUCCGAGUACUUUCUGUCCGUUGACAAACGUAUGUCCAUUUUUUCCACCAGCGAAGACGAACAGGGCCGUAAAUGUAUCCCUUCACAAAUUGCAGAAACAACUCCGUUUUCCUACUGGCUGGAGUUUCUCUUCAAGCAAUGGUCGUACGCUUUGCUAGAUAACAUCAUUGUAGAAUAUCUCUUCUUCGUCGACUUCUUCUAUCAGGGUAGAGAGAAAUUUGACCACGUGAAUUCCUUGGACUCCUCCUCUUCAUCGACGCUCCCUGCUAUCGACUGGUGUCCAUUUAUGUUUGAUGGGAUUUUCAAAAUUGGCCACUCACUCGCCAACUGGUUGGCGACCAGCUCCAACCAAUCUCUCGGCGCUCGCCUCACAGCAACAGCAGCUGUAAAGGCCCAGUUUUCACCAUCGGCUCCAUGUGACAGCUAUGCAAUCUUGUUCAUGAUUCGAAUCAUACAAAACGCAAGUUUUGCUCUCCACAACGAAUUCCAUAUUCCGGUAAUGGACGAGUAUCACAACUCCUUGAUAUUGCUUUUGUGGCCACACUUCACCAAAAUCAUUGAUCUCAACUGCGAGGCUAUUAAAAAGAACAUAUUGGGAACUCAGUCACACCGGACUUUGGCCAAAAGUCUUGCCCCAAUUAACACAACGCAGCAAUUCGCGCUGCUUCUUUCCGGCUUGCUCAAAUUGGCAUUUGUCCAAGAGAUGGCAGAAGACAAGCAGGAGCAGAUCCAGGGCGAACCAAUAUGCAUGUCGAUUGUGAGAUUGCGCAAUGAUUACGAGAGUGCAUUGACAAAGACGAGUCAACAAGUGUUUGGAUCCAGCAAGGCCAAGGCGUCGCAGAGAGAGAUGUUCCUAUUCAAUAAUUACUUCUUGGUCACCACCAUCUUGCGCAAUGAAUUCGAAAGCUCUCCCAUCACAUUUGUUCAGGAACAGGUGGAGCACUUCUCGAUGCUUUGCGAAGCCUACAAGCCUAAAUAG